GUGCAACACUACAGAGACAUUGAACUUCACGUUCAUGUAUUUAAGGUUUUGAUUGGGAUAGGCCGACGAAACACCACCAGCAACAUAAGAUGGAAGAGUCAGCACCAAACUCAAGGCAUGAAAGCAGUAGGCUCAAAUCGGACGAGCAGACGACGUCGAAUUCGAAAGAAAUUGUGACGUCCUGUGGAUGGUGUGAUUGGCGCCCUCGAUGGCUUCAACGAUUUAACUCUCAACGUUGGCUUCUGGCUUCAUUGAGUGGAGCCGCUUUCAUGACGCUCAUGAUCGAGGAUGGGUUUACAAAUAGUGCGAUCACGUCUAUCGAAAGAAGGUUCCAGCUGCGCAGUAGAGAUAUUGGUACUUUAUUGAGCAUCUAUGAAUUCACCGUCAUCAUCUCGAUGAUACCAGUUACAUACUUCGGUGGGCGUGGCAAUAAGCCACGUUGGAUUUCGAUUGGUUGCUUUCUAGUGGGCAUGGCUUCACUGCUUUUUGCCCUGCCCCAUUUUACGACAGAAAGAUACGCCUAUUUUGUCGAAAAAGUCGCCGGACAAACGACGUGCCAACUCCCACAGGCGAAUAGUACGUCAACAUCUUCGCCUGAUGGUUGUCAACGGAGCGGAAAGAGCAGUUUGUCAUUAUCAAAAUAUAUCAUUCUCUUUGGAGCAGCCAAAGUUAUAGCGGGAAUAGGGGCAACACCUCCGGGUAGCCUCGGGGUUGUGUUCCUCGAUGAGAGCAUCACGACCAAACAGAAUGGAAUGUACUUAAGUACAUGUUUCACCAUGGCAACCUUUGGAACUGCAAUCGGAUAUCUUCUAGCUGGCUUCUUCCUCAACAUCUAUACAGAUAUUGAAAUGCCGCCCGGAGUGUCUGUAUCUCCAUCAGAUCCUGGUUGGGUGGGUGCUUGGUGGUUAGGCUUCAUCGUGGCCGGGUUAGUCAUCAUCAUACUCUCUAUACCCAUCGGACUCUUCCCUAGGGAAUUACCAAAAACUGCUAAAAUCCGAACUGAGAAGCCUGUGGAGUCUCACAAGAACUCUGGCCUACACAAAGGUGGGCACCCAGGACAGUCCAGCAGCGAGUCGUCUCGUCUAGUCCAGGAGAUCAAGGGUGUGUUGAAGAUUCUGAAACACCUGGCUAUCAACCCUACCUAUGUCUUCACUGUAUGUUCGACCGUCCCCGAUAUCCUCCUCAUCAACUCCUUUGCCGCUUUCUUGCCUAAACUCCUCGAGAAUCAAUUCAUGGUGACAUCGAGCAUGGCUACCAUCAUUACAGGUAUCGCAGUGAUCCCCGGAUCUGUCUUAGGGACGUUUCUAGGAGGAUGGGUGAUGAAGCGAUGGAAACUGAAGGUCCCGGGUCUUAUCAAGCUUGCCAUCGUAGGGAGCACCAUCGAAACCAUCGCAUUCCUUGGUGUUUUCAUGCAUUGUCCGCAGGCUCGGAUAGCAGGGGUGACAACCGCGUACAGCAAUGGAUCUAGUCUUCUCGACUUGACGUCCCCAUGCAACCAAGCCUGUUCCUGUUCUGUCGAUAAGUUUAAGCCAGUGUGUAUGGAAGAAACCGGCCUCAGCUUCUUUAGCCCCUGUCACGCGGGAUGCAGCCAAGAUCUUGGGAAUGGUACGUUUGCUGGUUGCGUCUGUUCUCCAAUGGCUAGCUCUGGAAUGUUGGGUACUGUUCACCACGGGAAAUGCUCCACACCAUGUAAUCUCUUACCUGCAUUCAUUGUUAUAAUGAAUAUAGUAUUAGUCGCCAUAUUCAUGGGUAAAGUGCCUCUGAUGAACAUAGUUUUCAGGUGUGUUGCCGAGCAUGAACGACCAGUAGCUCUAGGAAUGAAUUCUGUUGUGGCCAGAACACUUGGCGUCAUUCCAGGCAACAUUUUGUUCGGUGUCAUCAUUGACAGUACAUGUGUACAAUGGCAAGAAACGUGUGGUGAACGAGGUGCAUGCUGGCUGUACGACAACAAAAGCCUGUCCUGGAAACUAGCAAUACUUGCGCUUGUUUGCAAUCUUCUAACGGUGCUCUUCUAUUCGCUGGCGCUUCGGUUUUACGAACCGGCUGCACACAAUGAUUCGGAUACGGAUAAGCCGGAUGUGCCUGAAAUCGAACCGAGCCUUGAUCAUGAAAACAGUAUUUGAAUGAAGUGAAAUUUUUACUAUUUUAUAUCAAUGUAACUUGAUUGAAAAUUUCGAUGCCUUUUUUAUAUAUAUACUUUUAUCAACAUUGAUUUUGUGGACAAGCUCUUGCCAAAAGGUGUGGACUUUAUUCAAGCCAAGUGAUACGUUUUCAUUGUUCUGAUAAAUGUCAAUCAGUACACCAUAGAUUGAUGCCAAAAAGAUUUUAACUUAUAUGGCCCUUUUUGGUCGGAUGUUUUAAAGAAAAUCAAAUAUAAUCUUUCGUUAUCUUUGUAUAAUACUAAUUCUGAUAAUUGCGAGUGAUAAACAAAUAUGAGAGCAAAUUAUGUCGCGCACUCACUUUCAUAUUUCAUUAUGCUGAACAUAGAAAUUUCCGAUUCUUGGAGAUGUGACAAAUUAAAAUGGAAUCUUUUGAUCAAAUCACAAUAGGUUACGACGCCAGGAAAUUGCAUCUGUGCUCAAAGGAACCAAAUCAUACGUCUCAUUAUAAUGAGGAAAGAAUAAAACUCGCCCAAAGAAUAGUGGCUUGGGUGUUCCCUCAUUUGCAUGCCUACCUGUUUUUGUUUGCAUCAGAUUUAUCUGAAAUUUCGUUGUUUGGCUUGUUUAAUUUUGUUCAUAUAUAUAUAUAUAUAUAUAUAUAUAUAUAUAUAUAUUCAAAUCAGCAUCAUAGGGUGGGUUUGCCAUUUAAUGAAUCAUAAUUUUAGCAUAUUUAUCUGAUAUUGCUCAAACUUCACUUAUCUCACUUUAAUCUCGUUUUUUUUUCUCUUUCCUUUUUUUUUUUUACUUUACAUUCAAUUGAUUAAUGCUCAAAGUUUCACUAUGUUGUAUUUGUCUUUUUGUUUGUACUGUUUAUACGAAUGUUUUUAAUAGAUAUUGCUUAUAUAAGGGGCACUGAAUUAAGCAACAAAGAAGGAGCGUGUAUCGCUCAAAUGCUACAGUCAUACCAAAUUAACCGACUCAAGACUGAUCACAGUUAUUACGUUAUCACCAAUGACAUAAUAUCGAUCGGUUUGGAUUCAGUUUCGUAGGCCUUACUGCAGCGUGAUAUUGUUAUAAACUUAAAGAGUAUGGAAGGUAAUUACGACAAAUGGUGGGAUUUUUAAAUAAAGUGAUAUAGGAAUUUAUAUGUAACGACAAUACUUAUUCGCCAACGUGGUGUCAUUCAUGAAAUUUUGCAAGUCGUCAACUGUUUAUUUAUACCUCUUUAAAAUUCGAUAAAUUGCAAAUAAAGCUCAUGCAUGACCCCAAUUUUCGAGAAAAACACUACGCCCUAUAGGACGAAUAAUCAUUGAUUGACCUUAACAAAAUAUAUGUAUAUAUCGAGAGAAUUGCCAAUGAUAAUGUGCCUUUUAUGAUAUUUGUUUAAUUUCUUUUAUUCGUCACACUACUUCCACUAUGUUAGCGUUCCAUCAUCAUAAUAUGUAUUGGCCAAAGUCAGGGUUAUUAUAUCCAAGUCCUUUGGAAGCGCAUAUAGGGACGUUAUAUCAUAAUGUAAUAUGCACAAUGAAAGAACUGUUAUUAUUAUUAUUAUUAUUAUUAUUACAUGUAUUAUUAUCAUACUUCUUCUUAAUAUUAUAUUUGUUAUUAUUGUCUUAAAGUAUUGUGGAUUGUCUUUCUGAGAAAUGGCAGGGGCCCGUCUUUAAAAGAGUCGCGAUUGAGCCGAUCAGUUGCAACUAUGGAAAGCCAGCAAGGUCAGCAUCUAAAAUACACGUGACUGUGUUCAAAAUAUUUUCUAGAAAUGACGUAUGUAUAUUCAUACAGUAACAGUGUUUACUUGACAAUUCAGUAUGCUUCUCUUUGUUUUUCAAAGGACAUUGGGCAAAUUUCCCAAAGAAAAAUAUAUAACGUUGAUGGAUUUCCAUAUACUUGAGAUUAAUCAUAUCAAUCGUAACUCUUUGUAAGACGGGGUCCUAGUGCUAUAAUGAUAAAACGAUGUGAUAUUUGUUCUUUAUACUUGUUAUCAGGGAAAUAUAUCACUUCACUUUUAAUGGAAAAA
Molecule: messenger RNA, 4116 nt
Organism: Lytechinus pictus (painted urchin)
Lineage: Eukaryota; Metazoa; Echinodermata; Echinoidea; Temnopleuroida; Toxopneustidae
Product: solute carrier organic anion transporter family member 4A1-like
Exons: 11
Coding region: 90-2123 (677 amino acids)
Biological process (GO): transmembrane transport; sodium-independent organic anion transport
Cellular component (GO): plasma membrane
Molecular function (GO): protein binding
Source: RefSeq, a predicted model, not a curated record